Molecule: messenger RNA, 2840 nt
Organism: Pteropus alecto (black flying fox)
Lineage: Eukaryota; Metazoa; Chordata; Mammalia; Chiroptera; Pteropodidae
Gene: ICAM1
Product: intercellular adhesion molecule 1
Exons: 7
Coding region: 147-1736 (529 amino acids)
Biological process (GO): cell-cell adhesion
Cellular component (GO): membrane
Molecular function (GO): integrin binding
Source: RefSeq, a predicted model, not a curated record
UCGUUUCGGAGGAGAAGACGCAAGGUUUCCGGGAAGGCAGCACCGCCCCCCUGCCCGAGUCCCCGUGGUCAGCUGCUAUAAAGGACCAGAGUGCUUCUGGCACCCAGUCCGUGCUGCGCCCCGGGGUCCUUCUUACCUCCGUCGCUAUGUCUCUUGGAGCCUCCCAACUCCCGCUGCCUGCGAUCCUGACCCUGCUCGGGGUUCUGCUCCCAGGGCCUGGAGGUGCCCAAAUAUCAGUGGAACCCCCAAAAGCCAUCAUACCACGAGGAGGCUCCGUGCAGGUGACCUGCAUUGCCACUUGUGACGAAGAUACUUUCUUUGGUCUGGAGACUCAGUUAAUGAAGAGGGAAGUGGCCCAUGGGAACAACCGGAAGACCUAUGAACUUAGUAAUGUACAAGAAGACAGUGCUCCAAUAUGCUUCUCAAACUGUCACAAUAAGCAGACGAUAGCUACAACAUCCCUCACCGUGUUCUGGUUCCCAGAGCGUGUGGAGCUGGAAUCCCUACCCCACUGGCAGCCAGUGGGCAAAAACCUCACCCUGCGCUGCCAGGUGGAGGGAGGAGCGCCCCGGCCCCAUCUCUCCGUGGUCCUGCUCCGUGGGGAGGAGGAGCUGAGUCGGCAGACGAAAGUCAACCUCACUGAGGUCACGGCCACAGUGCUGGCAGGCAGAGACGACCAUGGAGCCAAUUUCUCUUGUCGCACGGAACUGGACCUUCGGUCUGAAGGGCUGGGAUUGUUCCAGAACGUUUCAGCCCCCAGGCAGCUCCGAACCUUCGUCCUGCCAGUGACUGACCCGCACCUUGCCGCCCCCUUGAUCAUGGAAGUGGGCACGCGGUGGCUGGUGAACUGCACCCUGGUUGGGCUGUUCCCAGCCUCAGAGGCCCAGGUCAUGCUGGUGCUGGGGGAGCAGAAGCUGGAACCCACAGUCAAGUACAACGAUGACUUCCUCUGGGCUAGCGCCUGGGUCGAGGCGAAAUCAGAAGAGGAGGGCACCCACCAGCUGACGUGUGCCGUCAUCCUGGGAAACCAGAGCCGGAGGUCGCAGCAGACUGUGACCAUCUACAGCUUCCCUGCUCCCAGCCUGACCCUGAGCCAGCCCGAGGUCUCGGAGAUGACUGUGGUGAGCGUGGAGUGCAAGGCCCAUGCUGGAGCCAUGGUGACGAUGCUGAGUGGGGCUCCAGCCGGGCCUCCAGCCUCAAGCGUCCAAUUUCAACUGAACGUUACAGCCGAGGAUAAUGGGCACAGCUUCUUGUGUUCUGCUGCCCUGGAGGUGGCUGGAGAGGUGCUGUACAAGAACAAGACCCUGAAACUCCAUGUUCUGUAUGGCCCCCGACUAAAUGAGAAGGAUUGCCCAGGAAAUUGGACGUGGCAGGAAGGCUCCCAGCAGACCCUGAGGUGCCAGGCCUGGGGGAACCCAACCCCUAAGCUGGACUGUCGCCAGAAUGGGACUGGGUCUUUGCUGCCCAUCGGGGACCUGAGGCCUGUCAAGAGGGAGAUUUCAGGCUCCUAUGUGUGUCGGGCCAAGAGCAGUCGCGGUGAGGUCAUCCGUGAAGUGGUCGUGAACGUGAUCUACCACGAUAAUAACGUGAUCAUCAUCGUGCUGGUGACAGCUUUAGUCAUCGUGAGCGCUGUACUCACAGGUGCUUACCUCUAUAACCGCCAGCGGAAGAUCCGGGAAUACAAGCUACAGAAGGCCCAGGAGGCGGCUGCCAUGAAGCUGAACACACCACCCUGAGCCUGUCCUAGGACAAGGCCUCCACUGGUGACAUCGGUGCUGCAUUGAGCAGUGGUGGACAUAUACCAUUCAGCUGCAUCUGCCUUCCCAGGAUGCCAGAGGACAGACUAGACCUCAGUCAGGAUACACACAACAUUCAGGGUCAUGGUACCUGCACACUUAGUACCUCCAGGCCUCACGCUUGACCUGUAGCCACAGGUUGAGCCAAGACUUGGGGGCAAGGCUCGGGGUAUGACUGAAAGGGAUGUCAAAGGCUGACCCGGCCAGAGGGGUAUGAUGGAGACGCACACCUCCAACACGGGGGACACCCAUCUGGGAAACAUCAAAACUCACCCCCUACUGCGUGUGCUGAACCCUUACAGUUCUGAGAGAGGGGACCGCGCCAAACAUAGGCAGUACUGAAAUACAAAUCCCUACACUUCCUUUGAUAGAUGCCAGCUCUGGCAGUGCUGUCCACUGACUGUUGCCAACUCUUGGUGAUAUAUUUAUUCAGUUGUUCUUUUACCAGGUAUUUAUUAGUGCCUUUGAUGUGGGGUAGAAUGGUAAAUAAGACGAACAGAGGUUUCUGCCCUUAGGGAGCUCUGUCUAAUGUCAUUCAGGGUUGCCAGGUACAGUUGUGUUGGCUGUGCACUGCACAAGAGCGCCUGGCGAAAGGAUCCAGUGGGGCGGAAUUUCCCACUCCAUCGGCCAAACUGCUUUCCUCCAGAAGGGGACUCCCGGUGCAACACGGUCUAGCUGGUGACAUGCCCAGGGACGACUCACGGAGCCCUGACCACCCAGCACUGGUGUUGACAUCUGUUAGCCACCUCUCCACCCAUAUGCAUCUUUGUUAGUGCUCACAAUGACACUUGGUGGCAUGCCUAAACAUGAGUGCCCAAUCCUUGGCAGCUAAAGUAUGGAGUCCCAUGAAACUAUGUCCAACCCCUCUUUGCCCCUGCUUUGUCCUGUUUCCAUCUCAUUGGGACCAUGCAAGAAAAGAACUCUGGCAGCUCCAAAUUCCUUCAGUGAUGAGGGCCCGACAGGCAGUGGGGAGGAGAGGCCUUGGAGGACCCCCUCCCAGGUCCGGAAGCCUCUCCCUUGUGCUAAUAAAGCUUUUUCAUCUGG